Molecule: messenger RNA, 1119 nt
Organism: Letharia lupina
Lineage: Eukaryota; Fungi; Ascomycota; Lecanoromycetes; Lecanorales; Parmeliaceae
Exons: 5
Coding region: 1-1119 (372 amino acids)
Source: RefSeq, a predicted model, not a curated record
AUGCCUCCGCCCUUUGGCGACAAGAAUGCUUCAGCUGGCCUUUUGGCUACAACUAUUCUAGUGACCGUUCUAAGUGUUGUACUCGUUACGCUACGGUUUGGAACAAGGAUAUGGAUAGUUAAAAGGCUCGGACAUCCUAUUGGGACGGCCCUUGUCGUCGUUCAACUCUCUUAUGGCUUUGGUAGACCUGCGUACUACUUGAGCCCGCAUCAAUUUCGAGAAUUUUCUAAAUACGCAUAUGGGGAAUGGCUUCAGACUUUUGCAACCCUCACUUUCACCAAAGUCUCCAUAUGUCUUUUUUUACUACGUAUCACCGUUACCAAGGCUUCCAUCCGACCUCUGCAGGCCGCCGUGAUUAUCCUGAUUGUGAGCAACAUCGUUUUGAGCCUCGUGUGGAUAUUCCAAUGUACACCAUAUGUGGACAAGGCUUGGGAUGACAAGAAACCUGGCAAGUGUUUCUCUAAAGGUCAACUCGAAAGAAUAAUUAUCUCUCAAGCUCUCAUAUCCAUAAUUUCCGACUUCUUCCUCUCCGCCUUUCCCAUUCUCAUCCUUCGCAAAGUCCAAAUCAGCUUCCGCAGCAAAAUUGGCCUCUGCCUCCUCAUGGGCCUAGGCGUAAUUACCGGCUCCCUGUCCAUCGUCCGCACAAUCCUAAAUUGGCAAAACGAAACCGACGAUCCAACCUGGGCUAGCAUCCCAAAUUGGUACUGGCGCUCAUGGGAAGUCUUCUUCGGUAUUGCUGCCGCAUGCAUACCGACCCUACGACCGGGCUACAAAUGGCUCGUGAGCAAGAUACGCGCUAGGUUCACCAAGUUAGCUAGCGGCGACUCGAAACCGGUAGUGGGCGUGAAGUGGACACCCCCCGAAGCCGUCUGCGCCCUUCAAGUCUUCGAAGAAGCAGACGACAGCAAUCUCAACGAUGGAGCUGAUAUGGAGCAUUAUCCUCCAGGUGAUCAGGAACAGGAACGUUAUCCGCGGGACCAGUUUGGUAACGAGCGGAAAGAGGGGCUGCACAUCCCGGGCGAUCUGAGCACGCAUCGUCCUGGCCAUUUUAAGAGGCUUGACUCUGAAGCGAAGGUUGGAGGUGGACUUGGAGCAGAGGAAGUUGAGGACAGGAUAUGA